AUGACAAAACACCCAUCCAUUUCAUGUGUUUUAUUAUUUAUUUUCCUUGUAUUAUUGUCUGUUGUCACAGUAUGUGGGAACCUUCUGGUUAUUAUCUCUGUCAUUUACUUCACACAGCUGCACACUCCUACAAACUAUCUUAUUCUCUCUGUGGCUGUUGCUGACCUGCUUGUGGGCAUUAUAGUCUUUCCUCUAAGCAUGGCAUUUUCUCUGAGCUCAUGUCUGUAUCAUGAGGAUUUAUUUUACAGAUAUUAUGCAGUGUGUCAGCCCCUGCUGUACAAAACUAAAGUCAACCAUCGUACUGUUGUGAUCAUGAUCCUGGUCAGCUGGGGGGGUUCUGCUCUGAUUGGGAUUGGUAUCUUAAUUGCUGGAUUGAACAAUGAAAAAUGUGAUGAAAGAUGUUUUGUAAAUAUGCUUAUGGAAAAAACUAUUGGAUCUAUUUUAUCAUUUUACUUCCCGGUGAUCAUUAUGCUCUGCAUCUACCUCAAGAUUUUCCUCGUGGCACAGAAACAGGCUCGUAGAAUCCAGAUCAAACCCAGCCAGAGCGCAAAGUCUGGAGUAACUAUCAGUAAAAUGGAAAGAAAGGCCACUAAAACUCUGGCUAUUGUUUUGGGAGUUUUUCUCUUAUGUUGGACUCCUUUCUUUCUCUGCAUCACCUUCUCUCCUUUAAGUGAUAACUCAGUUCCAGUCCCUGUCAUUGAAACACUUAACUGGCUUACACUGUUAAAUUCAAUGCUUAAUCCUUUUAUUUACGCUUUCUUUUACAGCUGGUUCAGAUCAGCUUUCACUAUUAUAAUUUCUGGAAAAAUGUUUAGAGGUGAUUUCACAAACACAAGACUGCUAAAAUAG
Molecule: messenger RNA, 849 nt
Organism: Labrus mixtus (cuckoo wrasse)
Lineage: Eukaryota; Metazoa; Chordata; Actinopteri; Labriformes; Labridae
Product: trace amine-associated receptor 1-like
Exons: 2
Coding region: 1-849 (282 amino acids)
Biological process (GO): G protein-coupled receptor signaling pathway
Cellular component (GO): membrane
Molecular function (GO): trace-amine receptor activity
Source: RefSeq, a predicted model, not a curated record